GAGCGCGCCAAAACCGGAUGCAGUAGCUGCUGCUUAUCACAACCACCCCCUCUCCUGCUUCCCCAGUCCCCUGUUGAGAGAGAGAGAGAGAGAGAGAGAGAGAGAGAGAGAGAGAGAGAGGCGGCUAUGGCGAGGCACUUCCUGCUCAAUACGGGAGCCAGGAUGCCCUCGGUGGGGCUCGGCACCUGGCAGGCUGAACCCGGCGUCGUCGGCGAUGCCGUCUACGCCGCCGUCAAGGCCGGUUACCGGCACAUCGAUUGCGCCAGAGAAUACCACAAUGAGAAGGAGAUCGGUUUGGCGCUGAAAAAGCUAUUUGAAGAGGGUGUAGUGAAGCGUGAAGAUCUGUUUAUCACCUCUAAGCUAUGGAAUGACUGUCACGCUCCUGAAGAUGUGCCAGAGGCACUAAAUGAAAGCCUGAAUGAUUUACAGCUUGAUUACUUGGAUCUUUAUCUUAUCCACUGCCCAUUUAGUGUCAAGAAGGGAACAAACCACAGCCCUGAAAACUAUGUUACACCUGACAUACCUGCUACUUGGGGGGCAAUGGAAAAGUUACAUGAUGCUGGCAAAGCUCUUGCGAUUGGUGUGAGUAACUUCUCAUCAAAGAAGUUGGGUGACUUGCUUGAUGUAGCUCGUGUACCUCCUGCUGUUAAUCAGGUGGAGUGUCAUCCUUGUUGGCAGCAAACUAAGCUCCACAACUUUUGUCAGUCAACUGGCGUUCAUCUUAGUGCUUACUCACCACUAGGUUCACCUGGUACUACUUGGAUGAAUGGUGAUGUCCUUGUAGAGCCAAUAAUCGUCUCAAUAGCUGAGAAACUCGGGAAGACACCUGGACAAGUGGCUCUGCUCUGGAACAUUCAGAUGGGUCACGGUGUACUACCAAAGAGUACCAAUCCAGAAAGGAUAAAGCAAAACUUUGAUGUUUAUGAUUGGACAUUUCCAGCUGACAUGCUUGCAAAGUUCUCAGAGAUUAAGCAGGCUAGGCUGCUGAGAGGCGACAUGAUGAUUAAUCCACAGAGCGUUUACAAGACUCAUGAGGAGCUCUGGGACGGUGAAAUUUAGGGGUCAUCCUCCUUUCAAAAAAAAUGUAAUAGAUGUCUGGAAGGUUUUCCAGCCGUGGCUGCUAAAUUCAGUUAUAUGGAGUGCGAAAACAUGAAUCUCUGUGAACAUUCCAUGUGAUGUAACAGUGAUUAUCACCGUCUCGUGAGCAGCCACAAGACGGAUCAUGUAUGCCACGGAGAUACGAGAGAGCAUUUGCAGAUUAAUAAUUAAUGAAACUGGGGAACGAAACUUUUGUAA
Triticum dicoccoides is the source of this 1296-nucleotide messenger RNA. Its product is annotated as aldo-keto reductase family 4 member C10-like. The transcript has 7 exons. The coding region runs from base 127 to 1059 and encodes 310 amino acids. Gene Ontology annotation, molecular function: oxidoreductase activity. The record is from RefSeq and is a predicted model, not a curated record. Lineage: Eukaryota; Viridiplantae; Streptophyta; Magnoliopsida; Poales; Poaceae.